CAUAAUGUCAAACUUGUCACUCACGAAAUAAAAUUAUUUGUAACUGUCCUAUCGAAUGUAAAUUAAAAAUGUUCGAAAAGAACAAUUUAAAAAUUGGAAUGGGUCCCAAUACCUUGGAGAUUUCACCAGAAUUAUAUGCCUGUAACAGACAAAGAUUGAUAGAACGCUUGCAAGUGAAAGACGUUAGAAAAGGAUCGUUGGUUUUUUUACAAGGUGGCCAGGAUGUUCCAAUUUACAAUUCGGAUGUAACCUACCCAUUUCGACAGGAACCGUUUUUUAUGUGGGCAUUUGGUGUUACGGACCCUUUAUGUUACGCUGCUCUAGAAGUGGACACGAGCACCACGCACUUAUUCAUUCCUCGAUAUCCAGAUGAGUACUGCAUCUGGAUGGGACCACAGCUUACGUUUGAGGAAUUUCGAAAAAAAUAUGGCAUCGACAAUGUUUACUACGCAAGUGAAAUUGUGGAGGUUUUGAAAAGUUUGGAACCGACUGUGUUGUUAUUGCUUAAUGGUUGUAACACAGACAGCGGUUUAGAAAUCGAACCUGCUCACUUUGACGGUAUUGACCUUUUCGAUUUGGACGUAUCGACUCUGUACCCGGAAAUGUCGGAACUUAGGGUCGUAAAAACGGAUUAUGAACUAGAAGUAAUUAAUUACGUCACGGGAUUGACAGCUGCGGCGUUGAGGCGCAUCUUGAAGUACGUCAAGCCUGGCCUAAUGGAAUACCAGUGCGAAUCUGAGUUUCUUCACUUUAUUUACAAUAUGGGCGGAUGCCGACAUGCGGCUUUCACUAGUACUUGCGCCUCUGGACCUAAUACAGCCAUCCUUCACUACGGUCACACCGGUAUGCCCAACAACGGAAAGCUCGGCAGCGGAGAAAUGUGCCUCUUCGAAAUGGGCGCGAGUUAUUUUGGCUACUCAACAGCAAUCGCCUGUUCGUUUCCAGUUAAUGGCAAGUUUACAAGUGAGCAGAGAAUCAUAUACGAGUCGGUGCUUAAAGUUAGUCACGCUAUUCAAAAUGAAGCCCGUCCCGGUACCAGCUGGUCUUGUAUGCAUAUUUUGGGCAAUCGCGUCCUUCUUUCGGGUUUAAAAGAUGCCGGCUUAUUAAAAGGUGACAUUUCUGUGAUGGUAACUGCCGGAUUGGGUGCGAUUUUUCAGCCUUACGGUUUGGGCCACUUGAUCGGACUGGAUGUGCACGACGUCGGCGGCUACCUUCCGGAAUCACCACCUCGACUCAAACACCCAAAAGGUAUGGAGCGAUUGCGAACAUCGAGAGUUUUGAAGAAGGGCAUGGUGUUGACCAUCGAGCCCGGCUGCUAUUUUAUCGACUAUCUUCUUGACUGUGCGGUUAACGACUCCCUACUUCAACAGUUUCUGGUAAUGGAUGUUAUAAAUCGAUUCAGACGAAUGGGCGGGGUUCGUAUUGAGGAUCUCUUUGUUGUUACCGAGAUUGGGGUUAAAAAACUUGGCGAAGUACCUCGAACCGUUACCGAAAUUGAAGAUUGUAUGGAAAAAGUCGAAGGUUACUGACACACAACAAGGGAUCAUUACGUUUGCUUUUGUUAAAAAAUACCGUCUCACAAAUAAUAUCGUGAUUAUUUAUAAAAAAUGUUUCACGUUAAUAAUAAUUAACUAAUUUUUUGCUAUAAAUAUAUAAUGAUAUUUUGUAAGAGUAGGUACUUAUACGACAACGACAUUGCACGCCUUUGGACAUAGGUAAAGGAAAUGGGAAAAUGAAAAGCUUCGAUCCCACAGUUCCAUUGAAUUGCAUUUAGGCCAAGGGUUCAAUUUUGAGUGUACAUAAGUGCCUACACUUACCUGGGUUAAACGCUCAAAUUCGCAUUCGAACGUAGGUAAGCUAUAUGAAUCUGGAAGUCGAUCUGAGCUCCACGUGGAAUGUAAAGCUGUAAAAAACGGUGGAAUUUCGCAGUAAAAGACUUUGUCAGCAAUUAAUUUUUUUUAUUUUAAAAU
Molecule: messenger RNA, 1970 nt
Organism: Photinus pyralis (common eastern firefly)
Lineage: Eukaryota; Metazoa; Arthropoda; Insecta; Coleoptera; Lampyridae
Product: xaa-Pro dipeptidase
Exons: 1
Coding region: 69-1529 (486 amino acids)
Molecular function (GO): manganese ion binding; metalloaminopeptidase activity
Source: RefSeq, a predicted model, not a curated record